Messenger RNA from Histoplasma mississippiense, 534 nucleotides. RefSeq names its product POS9-activating factor FAP7. The transcript has 3 exons. Bases 1 to 534 code for a protein of 177 amino acids. Lineage: Eukaryota; Fungi; Ascomycota; Eurotiomycetes; Onygenales; Ajellomycetaceae. Gene Ontology annotation, molecular function: ATP hydrolysis activity; ATP binding; AMP kinase activity. Gene Ontology annotation, cellular component: nucleus; cytoplasm. The record is from RefSeq and is a predicted model, not a curated record.
AUGAGGACACUCCCUAAUAUUAUCAUCACUGGCACGCCUGGCGUAGGCAAAACUGUCCAUUGCGAGCAGUUAGCUCAGGAAACUGGCCUGCGACACCUGUCAAUUAACCAGGUAGUGAAGGAGCACAAUUGCCAUGAAGGAUAUGACGAUACAUUUCAAAGUUAUAUUGUGGAUGAUGAUAAGCUCCUCGAUGCCAUUGAAAAGGAUGUACCAAAGGGCGGGUAUCUUAUUGAUUGGCAUGCCUGCGACCUUUUCCCCAAGUCUUGGAUUGACCUAGUCGUGGUUAUCCGGUGCAAUUCUACUUCUAUAUUAUAUGACCGGCUUGCCGCCAGAGGCUACUCGGAACUCAAAUUGCAGGAGAAUCUUGACGUGGAAAUAUUCGAUGUACUCCUCCAAGAGGCUAGGGAGUCAUACGAUGAGGAGAUCGUUGUUGAAUUGACGAGCGAGAAUGAUGAGGACAUUGAAAGUAAUUGCGCGCGUAUCGAAGCUUGGAUAGAUUCUUGGAAAAAGGCUCGUGUGGAAAGCUCCGGCUGA